AUGGUUACAUGCCAAGGCCUCUGUGAGUCUGAUGUGAAGGACACAGCUCUGCUGAGGACGCGCCUUAACUACAGUCGUCCCCCAGUGAUGGCUCUAGCAGUGCCGGUGGCAGUGAGGUUUCUGCAGAGAGGCAACAAAGAGCUCAGUAGGAACAUGUCCAGUUAUCUCUCUCUGACUGCCAUGGAUAAGGCUGAACUACUGGCUGAACACACAGAGGCUAUCACCUGCAGCGUGCUGGGAGGUAACCACAUGCUCCUACGCGUGUUGCCGUCCGUCUACCCCAAACUGCCCCAUGCCAUCCAUCGUCACCUAGGCAACCUGACGGCCAUGAUGUCACAGCUCGAGUCACCGGAGCAACAACACCUGCUGAGGCUGAUCCAGAUGGUCGCCGAGCAACAGCCACAGGUGCUGAGCCCCCUGGUGCCCUCCCUGGUUGGUUACCUAGGCGAUGCCUCUCUGAACGAGACUCUACUGGGUGCACUGGUGUACGUGUCACAGGCUAGCCCCGCCUCCAUGGCCCCAUUCCUGCCCGCGCUGAGGGUUGUGGGUCAGCAGUACCCGGUCCUGCUGGGACACGUGGUUAAAAUACACAGAGCUGUGGGCUUGACCAGUGAGUGUCAGGCCCGUAGCUCCCUGGUGUACCUAGUGUCUCUACUGGGCAGUAUGGAUCACAGCUUCCACCACACUCUCCUGCUGGAGAUCAGAGCCCUGACUGACAGAUACACCUCCAUCCUGGGAGGCUGUGCCAAAGACAUCUACAGGAUGAGUAACAGCUUCACCUCCAUAGCCAGUCUACUGGGGAGAAGACUGGAGACAGACACUACUAUCAACUGCAGGGUUGAAGAGGAAUCAGAAGGCCCUCCUUCCCCUUGUAUCUCAGAGGCCAGUGUGUGUGGGGGUGCAGGGGGGUGUGGAGGGGGAUCAGAGCAGCGACUGCAGGUGAAGAUCCAGGCAUUUGAGGAGAAGAUGGGGGAGGAGGGGGGAGAGGGGUCACCUACACCCCAACGCAGAAACAGCAUGGGACAAGCCACUAGAGAGAAACACAGAGAGAUGAGGUUUAACAGGUCAAAGAGUCUGGCUCUGCAAGCCGUGAGGUCACGGUCUGUCAACUCUGACAGCGGUCAGGAUGGAGAAGGGUUGGAGCUAACAUCUGACGCAUUCCUCUCAGAAUCCCCACCCAAUCAGCAAACAGAAGCCUUAGAUACCUCUCCCACUGAGAGGAAACUAACCAAUGAGAACUCCCUGUCUCCCUCCACCCCUCCAGCCACGCCCUGUGAGGAACAGAGGGAUGGACAGGGAGAGGGGGAAGGAGGGAGAGGAGGAGGAAUAGGAGAGGGGAAAGAGGACAAGCUGUACAGCCACCUGAGAGACAACAUGGAGAAGAUCAAAGAGUUCUGUUCUGAGAUGGUUCAACAGAUCCCCAUACCAGAGCACUGUGUUAUAGAAGACUCGAGCCAGGGAAGUGUGGCGAAGCUGACGUUCCCGUGCCCUCUGAAGGGGCGUUACUGUCUCUAUACCAAGUCCUGUUUCACCCUCACCAGCCUCCAGCCACACCUCUGGAUCAACAUCAUGCUGCUUCACCUACAGAGUCAGCACAGCGCUCCUCUCUCCUCUCUGGAUGACAGUGUGCGGAGGUUGGGGAGACUGUGGGAGGGGACCCAGCUAAAAGGAGCUCACAGCUUCUCCAUGGCCAUGACCCAACAGCCCACUCCACACAGAAAGGACCUGGAUAGUCUGCAGAUCCAUCUGCAGGAGGUGCGUUUCUAUCACCUGUUUGGAUUCAGUGAAGAGGAGGGCAGCUGGCUCUGCUAUAUGUGCAACAACCCAGAGAAGGCCACAGUGGUGAACGAGGAUGGCCAGCCGCUGAUAGAGGGGAAACUGAAGGAGAAGCAGGUUCGCUGGAAGUUCAUCAAACGCUGGAAGACUCGCUACUUCACCCUGGCAGGAAACCAACUCCACUUCCGGAAGGGAAAAUCAAAAGAUGAGCCAGACGACAGCACCAUCGAGCUGAGCAAAGUGCAGAGCGUCAAGGUGGUGGCUAAGAAGCGACGUGAGCGGGGUCUCCCUCGGGCCUUUGAGAUCUUCACGGACAGUAAGACGUACGUCCUGAAGGCUCGUGAUGAGAAGCAUGCUGAGGAGUGGCUCCAGUGUAUUAAUGUUGCCGUGGCCCAGGCCAGAGAGAGAGAGAACAGAGAGGCCACCACCUACCUGUGACCUUGUGACCUGGAAGAUAUUCUACUGUGACCCGUUCCUGACCCAGAAACACAACACACAGCCCCGCACUACUGUACCAUCGACUAACAACAGUCCUGCGAUAUCCACUGUUUCUGAUCAUCUGACAGUCCUGUGAUAUCCACUGUUUCUGAUCAUCUGACAGUCCUGUGAUGUCCACUGUUUCUGAUCAUCUGACAGUCCUGUGAUGUCCACUGUUUCUGAUCAUCUGACAGUCCUGUGAUGUCCACUGUUUCUGAUCAUCUGACAGUCCUGUGAUGUCCACUGUUUCUGAUCAUCUGACAGUCCUGUGAUGUCCACUGUUUCUGAUCAUCUGACAGUCCUGUGAUGUCCACUGUUUCUGAUCAUCUGACAGUCCUGUGAUGUCCACUGUUUCUGAUCAUCAUAUCUGCCAGCUGUGGGGCAGCUGAGACUGAUAUCCAGACAUAAUUUUCAGCAUUUUUUGAGAGUCUAUCUAUAUACAUUUAUAAAGGCUAUUGUUUCAGUAUUUAAAAGCAAUAAGGAUCUUACUAUAACUAAUGACCUUCUAUUUCCAGCAAAAGCGAUCGACGUACUAAAACCCAGCAAUAAAAGAAUUAUAGAACUGUCUAUAAGUGAAGAUUAAGAAGCCUUAAUGGACAGCAGAUGAGAACGUUCUAGAACAAACAAACAAACAAGAGUUAGUGUUACUAGCAUUUGAGCAGUAGAAUUCAUUAAUAAUAUUACCGUCAUUUCAACAAACCAAAAAACAGUGGUGUUAUAUAGUGAGUUCCAAAAGUAUUGAGAAAAUUACCAACAUCACAAAUAUCAUAACCCCCAGACAUGGUAACCAUUACAAUAACAGUGGAGGUUAGCAUGUUUUUGGAAGGGGGGAGGGUAUGUAACUUUCUCACUCAUCAUUAUUCACGGUUCAUUCAGGACUAUUUGUAGUCAUGGUAACAUCCACAUUAAUGUAGUAGUGUUCAGAAACAUAUUCUAUUCUUAUUUACAAUAAAAGUGAUUACAAAAUGACACACUACAUUAUGAUUAGCAGUCAUUUCUAUUGGGCACAAAAUAAUCUGAGAACGUUGAAUUUGUCCCAGUAACUUUUGGUCCCCUAAAAUGGGGGGCUUAUGCACAAAAAGUGCUAUAAUUUCUAAUAGGUUGACCCGAUAUGAAUGAAAAUCUCCUUAAAUUAAAGCUGAUGGUCUGCACUUUCACCUAAUAGUCAUUGUAUCAAAUCCAAAGUGCUGUAGUCCAGAGGCAAAACAACAACACAAUUGUCACUGUCCCAAUAUUUUUGGAGCUCACUGUAUGUCAUAUUUGAUAAAUGAACAGACUAGUUUCCCUGGAGGUCUUUAGCAGAGGCUCAGAACAACAGGGGUGGAUAUCGGUCACACUGCUGGGGGCUGUGCGUUCUCUCUAUUUCCAGGAAACAUGUUUCUAUGGAGGAACACAUUUAUUGGCAAAGCUAUCGUCUUUGUAUUCUCUCGCUUUUUUCAUCCAAAAAAAAGAGCUUGGUGUGUGUGUGUGUGUGUGUGUGUGUGUGUGUGUGUGUGUGUGUGUGUGUGUUUACAAUGACAAGCAUCGUUGACAAUUCUGACAUGUCCCUGAAUAAAUACAUUAAACCUGUUGUUUGCAGAACUGGCUCUCAUCACAGUGGAAUCUUAAAAACACAAAUAAAUGUCAACCCCAGAGUCACGUUUUGUAGAAUCCGGUUAUAGGUGAACGUUCCUCUUUCUCCCGAGUAAUGAAUGACUUGGGGGGGGGGAAGAAGGAGGCAACGUUAUGGAGCAAUAUGUUAUGGACUCUGAACUAAUAUUUAGUCUUUAAAACUAUACACUCACAAAUCACCAACUCAAUCGAAGAACUGGUCUGGAGAUGUCCUUGUGUGUUCGGGACCAGUGCCAGUUCUGUCAUAAUGAAUGAGCCUGUUUCUGUGGAUGAUAUAAUUGUUGCAGCCGGGUAGAGUCCUUUUGAAUCAGUUGUGGGAAAGUACCCAAUUGUCAUACUUGAGUAAAAGUAAAGAUACCUUAAUAGAAAGUUACUCAAGUAAAAGUGGAAGUCACUCAGUAAAAUACUAUUUGAGUAGAAGUCUAAAAGUAUUUGGUUUUAAGUGUAAUUGCUAACAUAUACUUUAGUAUCAAAAGUAAAAGUAUAAAGUAUUUUGAAUGAGUUGUUAGUGUCGAUGAUGUACACUCGGUGGCCAGUUUAUUAGGUACACCCAUCUAGUACUGGGUCGGACCCUCAUUUGCCUCCAGAACAGCCUGAAUUCUUCAGGGCAUGGAAGGUGUAACGUUCAAACGUUGCUCAAUUGUAUCCAAGGACCUAACGUGUGCCAGGGAAACAUUCCCCACAGCUGUACCGUUGACACCUGGCAGGAUGGAGCCAUGCUGCUUACACAAAAUCCUGCCUCUGCCAUCAGCAUGACCCAACAGGAACCGGGAUUCGUUGGAACCAAGGAAUGUUUUUUCCACUCCUCGAUUGUCCCGUGUUGGUGAUGACGUGCCCACUGGAGUCACUUCCUCUUGUUUUUAGCUGAUAGGAACCCAGUGUGUGUCAC
Messenger RNA from Oncorhynchus tshawytscha (Chinook salmon), 4753 nucleotides. RefSeq names its product ventricular zone-expressed PH domain-containing protein. Bases 1 to 2214 code for a protein of 737 amino acids. The transcript is spliced from 13 exons. The record is from RefSeq and is a predicted model, not a curated record. Gene Ontology annotation, cellular component: plasma membrane. Lineage: Eukaryota; Metazoa; Chordata; Actinopteri; Salmoniformes; Salmonidae. Gene Ontology annotation, molecular function: phosphatidylinositol-5-phosphate binding. Gene Ontology annotation, biological process: regulation of signal transduction.